AUGCCAGAACUGAUCAGCUGUGUUACAGGAGUUAAGGAAAGACUAGCGUCUCAUUUACAAGCAACAGACAGUUUGCUAACAGAUUUAGAAACCAAACGGACUGAGGUAAUAAAGAACAGAGUCACCGUUCAGUGUCAGAUCCGAUCCAUAAUCCAGACAGUCACAGAAGCCAUAAAGAAGAAGGAACGACAACUCCUGGACCAACUGGAUGACGCCACUGAGAAACACAUCGAGCGAGUGAAAACUGAAAUGAAGCCUGAAAAGAUGGCCAAGCAGGUGACAAGUCAUCACUCUGUGAUGAUAGACAGAGCUCUGGAGUCUGGAAGUGAAAUGGACAUCUAUGAGAUGUACCUGUGGUGUGAGUCAGAGGAGUUUCCUACAGUAUACGACCCAGAUUCAGAUAUAAAAUAUGAACUGAGAGAGAAAGUAUGUUUUAUGCAUGAUUGUGAAGAGAUCUGUAACAAUAUACACGAGGUAAGCUUGGGUGAAUUUGAUACCAUAUAUGAAGAUGUGUUUGAUUCUACAUCGACAUCAGUUCUACACGACACAGUGGACAUACGAACAGAAGAUGAGACAAGUUUACCUCAUGUUUAUGACGUGGCAGUGUUCAAUGAAGGCGGUACAGACACCAUAGUUGUAACUGAUAAUAACAACAAGUGUGUCAAAUCCUUCUACACACGCAAUACUCAACCCUGUCAGAGUAAGCUCUCUGUUCAGAGCCCCCCUCGGCGGAUUGCAAAACUUAAUGCCCAUCACAUGGCCGUGACCCUUCCCGAGACAAGGGAGAUAAUAGUGAUUGAAGUGAACCCUGACCUUGUUCUUCAAUCAUACAUUUCAACGAGGAAGAAGUACUUUGGUCUGACGACCCUGACACCUACUACCCUGGCAGCAGGAUCCGGGUCGUCUCCCUGUUUGGACAUCCUGGACAUAGCGGGGAAUGUGUUGAGGACGCUGAAUCCUGUCAUAGUAGGGGGGACCCUUGUAUCAGAUCCUUUAUUCCUAUCUACCACCAGUCAAGGUUACAUCCUGGUAUCUUGCAGUCAUGCCCCAAGAAGUCAUGUGCUAUGUAUGACACCAAACGGAGAUGUUGUGUUUAAUUAUGUACCCACAGGACAACACCGAGCAAUGAAUCCAUGCGGCAUCACUGGAACAAACACAGGCGACAUGCUUGUUGUUGACGAGUAG
Messenger RNA from Haliotis rufescens (red abalone), 1185 nucleotides. RefSeq lists its product as uncharacterized. Lineage: Eukaryota; Metazoa; Mollusca; Gastropoda; Lepetellida; Haliotidae. Bases 1 to 1185 code for a protein of 394 amino acids. The transcript has a single exon. The record is from RefSeq and is a predicted model, not a curated record.